AUGUCAGCUCGUACAGUCAACGGAGACGUUGUGGCGGACAUCCCCCGUCACACACCGGGGAACCUCCAGCACAUGACGAGCCCCGACAGCCGGAGUCCCAGCAGCAGCGGAGGCAGCGGCGGCAGCGGCGGCAACGGGCACACGGGGCCGGACGCGGCGGGAGGUGGAGCGGGAGGAGCGGGAGACAUGUACGGGGAGUUUCAACACUGGUGCCUGCGGACAUACGGGGAUUCCGGGAAGACCAAGACCGUAACCAGGCGUAAAUACAACAAAAUCCUCCAGACUCUACUCCAGGGAGAUGAGGAGAACAACAACAGCUCGGUGUUCCUGCAGGAGAAAGCCAGCAACAGUCACAUCAACGCCAAAUUCAAAUUCUGGGUCAAGUCCAAGGGGUUCCAGGUCGGGACGGAGCCGGCCGGGAGGAGCGCAGGGGCGGACGGGCUGGUGCUCUACGUCCCCAUCAAGACAGCGAGUGUGGAUAGAGUUUCGGGCGCAGACCUCUCUCUGAAGCGAGUGGCUGUGGUGGAGGACUUCUUUGACAUCAUCUAUGCCAUGCACGUGGAGAUGAGCCCCGACCCCAGCAAAGCCCCCAAGCACGCUGGGCAGAAGAAGACCUACAAGGCGAUCGCAGAGACAUAUGCGUUCUUACCGCGCGAGGCAGUCACGCGCUUCCUCAUGAGCUGUGCAGAGUGUCAGAAGAGGAUGCACGUCAGUACCGGACAGGAACUCAAAGAAAACGGCGGUGUAACUCCGCUGGUUGCCGAGGAGACCAUAGACUUCAACAUGCCCCUGACCACCACCUACAUGAAGCGCAUGAGACUGCACUAUAUGAACCACAACAAGGAUGACAGUUCAGUGAGCAGCGAGGAGGAGGCCGACAUGAGCGAGCCCACAUGGCUAACAGCGGACAGGGGCCCCUCGUCCGACCUGAGCCCAGGCAGCCGCGCGGGGGACCGGAGGAGACACAGCAAGGACGACGACGAUGAUUCGUCGUCCGAGAGCGGCAGUGGGAACGGCCUGCCCACCCUAACCCCUCCCACAUCCAUCGUCAGGGAAACGGAGGUCAUCAACAGUAACGGAGUCCCUGCCCCUUUAGACUUCAGCACGCCCACUUCCUCCUCAUCAUCCUGUGAGGAGCAACAGCCUGUGGCCCCUCCCCCCUCCGGUCAGCGCCUGGCCCUUAGCUCCGCCCACUUACCAGUGACCGUCUCUGCUGCCGCGGCUGCCCUUUUGGGGGCGCUGCAUCCUGCUGCACCGGAGGAACUGCGCAGGAAGUACCCGCUGUCCUCCAAACCUCCACUCGCCUCGCACCCCGCCCUGCCACUCCCACUGCCCCACAACGCACACACCCCCGCUGCCCUGAGCCAAUCACACGCCUCUGAGCUCAGGCUGGAGCGGGAUGCAAGGGAUUAUGGGAGCAAGUCUCCUCAGUACAGCUCCGGUGGCAGUUAUGAGAGUGUAAACAGUGUGAGCAGUGUGAAGAUGGACCUAUCGGCCGAGGACCUGACCAUGGGUCGUCAUGGCAACCAGGCCACCCCUGACGACGACGAUGAUGACCAUGAUGACCACGACGACACGGACAAGAUGAACGAUGCCGAGGGAGUGGACCCCGAGAGACUCAAGGCCUUCAAUAUGUUCGUGCGCCUCUUUGUGGAUGAGAACCUGGAUCGCAUGGUGCCCAUCUCCAAACAGCCCAAGGAGAAGAUCCAGGCCAUCAUCGAGUCGUGCUCCCGGCAGUUCCCCGAGUUCCAAGAGAGGGCGCGCAAACGCAUCCGCACCUACCUCAAGUCCUGUCGCCGCAUGAAGAAGAACGGCAUGGAGACACGGCCCACCCCUCCUCACUUGACCUCGGCCAUGGCAGAGAACAUCCUGGCAGCCGCGUGUGAGAGCGAGUCCCGCAACGCGGCCAAGAGGAUGCGCCUGGAAACAUAUCAUGAGGACCUCUCUCUGGAGAAGCCCUCUGCGGUGGGCCUAAGGGAGCCCGCGUCCCUGGCUCACUCGGCCUACUCUCUGGCCGCCUCUGCCUUCUCGUCCCAGGACAGCCAGCUCUACAUCAACGGGGCGGGGCUAAGCUAUGGGUACCGCACCUACCCCACUAUGGGCGCCAUGACACACCCGGUCUCACUCACCACUACUCAGACCAAUGGACCCACAGACCUCAGCAUGAAGUCCCUGUCCUCCACUCUGACCAACUCCCACAACGCCAACAGCCUCGGGGGGCGGAGCAACAGUGGUGCGGCGGGAGGGGGCGGAGCUUCCACUCAGCUCAGCCAACCGGAGAUCACGGCUGUGCGUCAGCUCAUCGCCGGGUACCGGGAGUCCGCCGCGUUCCUGCUCCGCUCCGCUGACGAGCUGGAGAAUCUCAUCCUCCAACAAAACUGAAGAAUUUGGACCGGAUUUAUGGGGAAUUUUGUGUUUGUCUUUUUCCUCCUUACGACUGAUUGAACGCCAUUUUGAUCGGGACCAAGAAGGAGCAAAUCAUUUCUAAUCAACAAAAAAAAAUAUUCCAUGAUUGAACUUUAGCGUCUCCUCUCGCCUCACAAUCAAAACUGCAUUCAUUUCGCAGAGUGCAGAGAGGCGUCGGGAAGGAGACUGCAAUUUGAAAAUGUCUAAAAAACUUAAUCAAAAACUUUUCAAAGUCACUGUGGAGGGCCUUGAUUGACGGAUGCCCUGACC
Molecule: messenger RNA, 2676 nt
Organism: Periophthalmus magnuspinnatus
Lineage: Eukaryota; Metazoa; Chordata; Actinopteri; Gobiiformes; Gobiidae
Product: nucleolar protein 4-like
Exons: 11
Coding region: 1-2382 (793 amino acids)
Source: RefSeq, a predicted model, not a curated record